Messenger RNA from Oryza sativa Japonica Group (Japanese rice), 1490 nucleotides. The record is from RefSeq and is a predicted model, not a curated record. NCBI's taxonomy places the organism in Eukaryota, Viridiplantae, Streptophyta, Magnoliopsida, Poales, Poaceae.
GCCCGCUGCUCAGUAGAUGGCGCGUGGGGCCCACCAGGCACCAGGUGGGUUUUGGACUGUAGCUGCUGCCCCGACGCGCUGCUCGCUGCCCCACUCUCUCCCCAUUCCCCUCCACGCCGCCGCCGCCGCCGCCGCGUGGAUGGCCGGAGUUUCCGCCGCCUCCGCCGCCGGGAAGAUCGGGAGCUUCCUCUCCAAGAGGCCGUACGCGCCGCCGUCCUGGGCCUCGCACCUGUCCCCCGCCCCCUCGCAGACCUUCUCGCUCGGCCAUUUCCCGACGCCGAUCCACAAGUGGAAUCUGCCCAAUUUGCCGAAUGGCACGGAGGUGUGGAUCAAGCGAGACGACAUCUCAGGCAUGCAGUUGAGCGGGAACAAGGUCCGGAAGCUCGAGUUCCUGAUGGCAGAUGCCGUCGCGCAGGGCGCUGACUGCGUUAUAACUGUAGGUGGCAUCCAGAGCAAUCACUGCCGUGCCACCGCAGUGGCUGCAAAGUAUAUAAAUCUUGAUUGUUAUCUGAUACUGCGCACAUCCAAGCUUCUUGUGGAUAAGGACCCUGGUUUGGUUGGGAAUCUCCUUGUUGAGAGAUUGGUGGGAGCGCAUAUUGAUCUUGUUUCAAAAGAAGAAUAUGGAAAAAUUGGCAGUGUGGCUUUAGCGGACUUGCUGAAAAAGAAGCUUUUGGAAGAAGGCCGAAAACCAUAUGUUAUUCCUGUUGGUGGAUCAAACUCUCUAGGAACUUGGGGAUAUAUAGAAGCAAUAAGGGAGAUUGAACAUCAAAUUCAGAUAUCAGGUGAUGUUCAGUUUGACGACAUUGUUGUUGCAUGUGGCAGCGGUGGAACCAUUGCUGGUCUUGCUUUAGGAUCAAAAUUGAGUAGCUUAAAGGCAAAAGUCCAUGCUUUCUCUGUUUGUGAUGAUCCUGGAUAUUUCCAUUCCUAUGUUCAAGACCUGAUUGAUGGACUUCAUUCUGAUUUGCGUUCACAUGAUUUAGUCAACAUUGAAAAUGCUAAGGGCUUAGGUUAUGCCAUGAACACAGCUGAGGAGCUUAAGUUUGUUAAAGAUAUAGCUACAGCAACAGGCAUUGUCCUUGAUCCAGUCUACAGUGGAAAGGCAGCAUAUGGAAUGCUGAAAGACAUGGGUGCUAAUCCAGCUAAGUGGGAAGGGCGAAAAAUUCUUUUUGUACAUACAGGUGGUCUUCUUGGUUUGUAUGAUAAGGUUGAUGAGUUAUCAUCUUUGAGUGGGAGUUGGCGCAGAAUGGAUCUUGAAGAAUCUGUUCCACGCAAAGAUGGAACUGGUAAGAUGUUCUGAUUGCUAUGCUCCAAAAUUGCUUCCAUUGUUGUUAGAGGUUUCAGACAUCUCAUUGUCUAAAAAGAGUAUUCGCCUCAAUUUGUACGACAAAAUUCAAAGCAGAUGGUUAAUGUAAAACACUGUUUGUUAUAUUUAAAGAAUAAAGCAUAUAUUUCUGCCAUUUGGAAAUAAAGGUUUAUAUACAUUUGAUGUA